ACCCGCCCGCGGACAAAGCCUAGAGCCCGCGCCCAGAGCCAUGUCCUCGUCCGCCGGCAGCGGCCACCAGCCCAGUCAGAGCCGCGCCAUCCCUACCCGCACCGUGCCCAUUAGCGACGCCGCGCAGCUACCUCAUGACUAUUGCACCACGCCCGGGGGGACGCUCUUCUCCACCACGCCGGGAGGAACUCGAAUCAUUUAUGAUAGGAAGUUUCUUUUGGAUCGACGCAAUUCUCCCAUGGCUCAGACCCCACCCUGCCAUCUGCCCAAUAUCCCAGGAGUCACUAGCCCUGGCACCUUAAUUGAAGACUCCAAAGUAGAAGUAAACAAUUUGAACAACUUGAACAAUCAUGACAGGAAGCAUACAGUUGGGGAUGACGCUCAGUUUGAGAUGGACAUCUGACUUCCCUGUGAGGAGAAGAAAAGCAGCAACACCAAUGCCUAUGUGUACCUGAUCUGGCUGUAGGAUCAACAGUGAAGAGACAUAGAGGCAGCACCAGCAUCCCCAAUGCAUCUCCACCUCUCCCUCCUCCUCUGUGCCAAAUGAUGGGAAGAUGAGAUUCAUCUGACCAUUUCUCCUCCCUUUCCUAUCCCUGCCCAGUUAGAUUAGCUUGAAGGCCCUUGGGGUGUUUUCUUAGAACUAAGCAGUCCAUAGAGGAAAACUAACUGUGGCUUCACUGGUCAUUUCUCUAUUGAAACCACUCUCCACUUCAGAUUUAUUCCAAAUCAAGUCUCACUCUACCAGCUGGGAUUUCUGGGAUACAGAGAUUUGGCUGGUUGAUCAUUAUUUGUGUUCUUUUCUUUGUCUCUCUUCCUUGAAUCCUACUUGUUUAGUGCUCGGUUUGGGGUCUUUAGAUCCAGAAUGGGGACAUUACAAAAAGAGGGCUGCUUUCUCUUUUUGAGUUUGAGUUGUUUGUCUUUAGGGACAAUUUGUGCAACUCUGAUAGCAGUACCCCGUGACGCUGUUCUGAAGUCUACUUCCCCUCCUUCCUCUAGGAGGAGUAUCUUCUGUCUUUGGUAUUAUAAUUCAUCUUCCCAUUCCUUUAUAUAGUGCAAAUAAAUUUGUGCAGAUACUUUUAAUCUUUACCACUGAAGGGAGCCUUGGUAACCAGGUGUACUUUACCAUUCUUCUGCCAUUCCUCUCUGCUUGAAUCUUGUUGCUGGCAGAGUUCUCUGAAUUGUGAGAUCUCCACAUGAUUUUUUUCUGCUCCCAGAGCAGGUUCAUAAGAAGGAAUUGAGACACUUUGGUCUCCACAUGGUGGGUAAGGACUAAUCCUAGUAUUCUGCCAGAUAAUGCCUAAGAAUGACCUCUGAAGACUGUUGAACCAUUUCAGUACCCAGUUUUAGUAGUCAGCUGUUUUAAAAUCCAAUCAAUGUUGUGAUAUUUGUUGUCUCAGAUUUCAGUUUCUUCUAUUUUGAGUUUAAAGUUGACUUUCAGAAUGUUCUUAGAAAAGAACUACAUAUUUUUCCUGUUUGGAUCUGCUUUGUUUGGCUUCUGGGAUAAAUAAGCAUGGGCUUAAAAAUGUGUUCCUUUUUUUUUUAAACCAUUCCCAUCAUACUCUGAAUUUUCACUUCCCUUCCUUCCCUCCCUCCCUCCCUCCCUCCCUCCUUCCCUCCUUCCCUCCUUCCCUCCUUCCCUUUCCUCUACCAGGCCAUCUUUCAAAUAUACAUCAAAGAUACCUCAAGUGUUGGUAUCUGAUAAUAUCUAUCACUCCUCUUAAAUGAGGAGUGACCUUUUAUUUUUAAGAGGACUACAGACCUAUUUUUAGAUAUGUUUUCAGUACAAUUUUGAACAGCAACUUUUUAACUAAACAUCUUCCAAUGUUAGGAAGGUAAGAAAUGUCCAUAGUCUGCUGUUCCAUGUCACCAUCCUUUGUUUCCCCAGUUCCUUCUGAACUCUUUCCUUCCCCCUUAAGUUUUGGGUGUGUGUGUUUGGAAUUUGUUGUGAGUGGUUUAUAAAACUGGACCAUUCUGCCUUGCUGUGGCUUGUUCAGGAAAGCCUUGUUCUUUUCCUUACCCCUCCCCUGACUUGUUUUCACCUGUCCUUCCCCCCACCCCCUACUCUCCUGGUACUAUUGACUGGCACAGUAAUCCUAGGGUGCCUCCCUCAAAAGACUGAUCCCUCCAUCCCCUCAGAGGAAGGCAAGUAAAGUAGCCACUGGUAUCCUGGGAAUUUGUGGUUGGAUUGGGCGCCCUGAGCUCUCUUAAGAGACCAGAUCCCAGGGUGGAAGUAACGGUUCUAUUGACUAGGAAAGAAAGCUGUUUUUCUUUUGAACUAUGAAAAGACCCUACUUGUGAAGACCUUUUAGAAAGAAGAGAAGAAGUAUAUCUGCGGAACUUUGUUCUGUUUUCUGCUACAAAAAUGUGAAUAGUUCAAAGAGUAAAAAUCUUUUUUAAUGAUUGAUGUCUCAGGAAUAAGCUGGAUCUCCAGUGUUUUGGGGAUGCUUUGAGUCAAAUUGAUAAUCAGAAAAGUAUUUUUUGUUUGUUUGUUUGUUUAAUGUAUCCCUGUUCUGAUUUUAAUUAAACUCAAAAUUUCGCUUUACAUAGUCUUAGAAAAACUUAAAUUGCACUGUCAUUUACAUAAGAAGCUUGCUCAGGACCUAUUUGUACCUAGAGCUUGGUUCUUUGGGAGUGAAGCUUUUUAUUCUUCAUAUGCUGGUGGUGGCAUCCUGUGGAAUCUGACUUCAGCUGGCAGCAAGCAGGUGUCAGUGAGCAGAAGAGUAUGUUUUUCUUGAUUUUAUUGUUGCCUCUGAAAACUUGGGCUCCUCACUCGCCCACAAUAGGAAAUGGAUUUAAAACAUGACCAUUUGAAUAGUAUCAAAAUACCAUUUGCCCCUUUCUCUCCAUCUUGGGGAAUCUCAGCACAUGACCCUUAAUCAGAGGAUAUGUUUCUAGAAUUUGUUGAGCGUCUCCUGUGUCAUGCAGGAGCUGCCUAGUCCCUUGACCUUUUCCUACCAGAACCUCCUCACUGCUUGGAGUAUUUCUUUCCUGGAGGCUACCAUUACUAAACAUACUCUGAUCUCCAUAAACCAGCAUGGCAAAAAUAAUUGCACAAAACAACAGAUAAACUUCCAGUAGAUGGCAUCUUUAUGUCAUGCCUCAUAGAAUCACUUUCAGAGCAAGCCAGAAUCUAAUACGUAGUGCUCUGAGUGUUUAGAAGGAACCUCCCAGAUGAAGCCCUAAGUGAAUAUUAUUCCUGACUUUCUCUUGGGGAGAAAACACCAUAAGUUACUAUCUGAAUGAGAGUUCUUAAAAUCUUAGUAACUAUUUAUACUUUUUAUUUUAUGAGGAAACCAUGUUUCUAUACUUCUGGGACAAUCUUCAUGACAAAUGACCUAGACAGACAGAUACUGUUAUGGUUUUGUCGUCUUUGCAGAAGCAAAGGGUUCCCCAACUCUCAUAUUCUGUAUUAUUUGGUGUAUCAUUCAUGAGAGCAUAGGAGUAGAAACUAGCUGGCUUCUAGGUGUUGGGCUUCCAGGCCAAGUUUUUUCCUAUCUGUAUUAGUUUUCUGGCUUUAUAAGAAAUUGCUUCCAAAUUUAAUAAUAUAGCAAAUGUUAUCAGUUCUAUAGAGUAGGGGUUUGGGUGUAGCUUAGCAUAGUGGCUCUAGCACAGGUCUUAUAGAGUUGCAGGCAAGAUCUGCACAGGGCUUGCUGUCACUCUGGAGCUAGGCAAACACUACCUACUGAGCUGCAUCCUCAACCUGAGAAUCCACUUUCAAAUUCCAUCUUUGUAACUGUUGGGCAGGCUGCCUCAGUUUUCUCCCCGCGUGGAUCUCUGCAGAGCAGCACAAGUAUCUUCAUACCAUGAUGCCUGGCUUCUCCCUGACAUUAGAGGGAGGCAGGGAAAGAGAAAAUUGUGGUACCCUUAAACCACACUCCCAACAGAAGAUGAAACCAGUGCUGAGGAUAUGGCUCAGUUGGUAGUGUGCUUGCCUUGCAUGCACAAGGCCCUGAGUUCGAUCCCCAGCACCACAAAAAAACAAAAACAGGUCAACAGGGAGGUAGGUUUAAUUUAAGUGAACUAUAUUGCUACCAAAAACAAUUCUCUAAAGUAUGUAUCACCAAGCUAGGGUAAGACAAACCUUCUAUUCCCCAAAGCUACCUGAUGGCUUUGAGAGAGGUAGCAAGAAAUGGCAGUUCCCAGGAGAACUGUAAUAUAUGUACACCUGUCUGACUACUAGCUGCUCAAGGAUGCUUAUGUGCAAAGCUUAGAUUUGGUCUCUAAGACUCAUUAACCGCUUUACUUUCUUUUAGCCAGUAAUCGAUGGAAGGAAUUGGGGCCUGUCACUAAAGCUGUCUUAAUUUAAAUGGGGAUUGUCAAGCAAAGGGAGUAAAUCUGAAUUAGAUGUUAGGGUAUAGAACCGAAGACAGGAAAGAUUCAAGAUGAAACAGAUGAUAGUGUCAGGAAGCCAGGUCCCUACAUGAGUCAGUGUAUGAUACUUGUUAUCUUCAGCUACACCAGCUUGCAGGCUUGAGUUAGUUCUCUCACCCAAGAAGCACCUUCACUUUACCAGGGAACACCUGAGAAUGACAGCCAUCUUUCUGUGCUUGAUUGCCCUGUUAAGCCUAAGUGUAGGUAGCUGUGUGUGCUCAUUUUGUCCUGGGCUUCUUGAUGUCAUUGUGUUCUUAAAAUGAAGCAGUUUUUCACCCUCAAGAGAAACCUAGAGGCCAUUUGUCAGUCAACACAUUCCUGGUGAAUGUCUACUUUGGGUUUCUGGCACUUGUUCCCAGCCAAGUCUUUAGCAAUUUCAGACAUCUUAAAAGAUGCAAAUUCUUGUUUGGAUUUACACUGAGCUCCUGAGCAUUUCCUUUUCUGUAGCUGUGCUUGCUUUAGCCUUUACUUGAAUAAGAAGCCUUGUUGCUGAGGCAGCCAUAAGCAAAGUACAGGGCUCAUCUCUGAAGCACCUUCCAUUGAUUUUGGUUUUCCUGCUGAUUUGGAAUGGAAUAAAAGUAAGUGGUCUUUUAUUUAUUUAUUGGCUCUUUUGGAACUCUCAGGCUUUAUCCCACAUUCCAUCAGAAUUCAGCUAGGAUUGUGGGGUUUUCCCCCUAGUCCUUCCUGAAGCCAGAGAAAAGAGAGUCCCUGCUUUGAUCCAAGGUAACCGAUGUAAAGGGCUCACAUUGGUAGCAAUGUCCCAGAGAUGGGAUCUCUUUCUCUGCUAUUCAUUGUGGAUGCCAGCUUCUGGAAGCUGGGACAUGGCCCUUUGCAUUCUCCUCAAAAGAAGGCCUCACUCUCUGGUUCAAGACUGUCCCUCCUUGGCAUGUUUUUUGGACUAUAGGUAUGUAGAAGCAAUUUAAUAAUCUGCGAAGCCCAAUCACUUCCCAAUCAUUUAGCAUUUGUUAUAAAGAACAUUGUUUCUCUGGGAGCAAUUCCUGUCGGAACUUUGAAGGGGGAGUAGUUACCUCAUUGUUCCUUUCCUCUCAGAUUUUAAUUAGAGAUGAAAUUGGGGUUUGGUUUUGUUUUGUCACUGUACUGGGAAUUGAAUCCAGGGCUGUCCAACAUACUAGGCAAGUGCUCUGCCACUGAGCUACCUUCCUAGCUCUUGAUAUCAGGUCUUGAGGCAGGUGGGUCACAAUUCAGAGUACUUAUACUUUAGGGACAUCCUGUGUUCUGGUUACUGUUUCCUGUUUUAGUAGUGGAGUUUCCUUGAGGCUAACUCACAGAAAUUUCUAACUGAAGACUUUAAGGGUGAUUGCUAUGUACUCGUUUUUCCAGUUAAUCAUUCAUAACACCUUUCCCACCUUCUGGAAUUUACACUAAUUUCUUUAGGCUAGUCCUGGAAGUUGAUACCUUUUGACAAAGCUUAGAUUGAGCAGAAAGUUGUUUGAGUUCAAAUGGUCUUUGGUUUCUCUCUGCUUGUUCACCUUUGCCCGUGGCCCUGGCAGACCAUGCUGAGCUGAAACCUUUGCCAGGGAAUUUAAACUCUUCCUCUGCCACCUUUCCAAGGUGGGAGGCUGGCAGAGAGAUUCUACAGUGCUUGAUAAUCACUUGACCAUGCUGAAAUUUCCAAAGGGAGCUCUUUCCGGUGCUUAAAACCAAAUUCCAGGACAUUAAACUUAAAGGGAAUUCCACGAAUCCAGCACAGCAUGUUCAUUCUUGUUGCUGUGUUCCUCUUCAGCUGAGUCUUAAGAAAAACAAAAGGCCCAGGCCAAGAGCAGUUCUUACUGGGAAUCAGGGGAGUGGGGGAGGAACACUAGUUUGAGCUAAGGGGCCAGUUGGGCCAACCAUCCUACUCCUUCCUGGUGUCUGAUCCAAAUCACCAAGUCCCUUGCACCAGUGCCUUGCCUUUACCUGCAGACGAGCCCGUCUUUUUCCACCAGGGUGAGGAGACCUCCACAACCCCAGGGUAAACCUUAAAGAAAGUGUUUAGAAGAGCCCCGAGGAUGCUCAUGUAUUCUAGUGACCAUUUUAAGCAUCUUUUUAAAAUAUUUUGUAUAAAAAGCUUCCCUGUCUAGUACCACCAGUUCCAACCACAUCAAAUGGAAAAGCAGAGACUGCCAGCACUUUUCUUGGUCUUCCUGUCCUCUCCCUUGAUGUGUUUGUUGUCCCCUCACCCCUCCCAUCCAUUCACUGUCGGGAUGGUUAACGGAGGGCACCAUGCAGUUCUGAGGCAGUCCUGUGUGAUUCCAUGACCAGUUUUUGUUUUUAAUGUUCUUCCAAACCAGCAGGUGUUUGGAAAUUAGCGGGGGGGAAAUCAAUUCUCACCAAUGGUUGCUGUUACAGUUAAAUCAAUAAAGAUCUUGAGUAUCAA
Ictidomys tridecemlineatus (thirteen-lined ground squirrel) is the source of this 6748-nucleotide messenger RNA. It is a transcript of the gene Eif4ebp2, whose product is annotated as eukaryotic translation initiation factor 4E binding protein 2. Lineage: Eukaryota; Metazoa; Chordata; Mammalia; Rodentia; Sciuridae. Gene Ontology annotation, biological process: negative regulation of translational initiation. Gene Ontology annotation, molecular function: eukaryotic initiation factor 4E binding. The record is from RefSeq and is a predicted model, not a curated record. Gene Ontology annotation, cellular component: cytoplasm.